Hordeum vulgare subsp. vulgare (domesticated barley) is the source of this 465-nucleotide messenger RNA. RefSeq lists its product as uncharacterized. The record is from RefSeq and is a predicted model, not a curated record. NCBI's taxonomy places the organism in Eukaryota, Viridiplantae, Streptophyta, Magnoliopsida, Poales, Poaceae. The transcript has 2 exons. The coding region runs from base 117 to 428 and encodes 103 amino acids.
AGACCCGUCCCCCUCGACUCCCCUCCCACCCCUCUCCCCGCCAUCCUUCCCCUCCCACCCCUCCCGCCGCCAGCCUUCCUUCCCCUCGCCCCUCACCAGAUCGCCGUUGUCUUCGCAUGGAAGUUUCUGCACUCCACCUCGCUCGCGCCUCACCUGCAGCCUCCCCUGCGUGCAGGCCCACAAGUGCCGCGCCGCCUGCUCCGGCAAGCGCCCCCGCACCGCCCCCAUCCCGCUCGCCCAAUUACAACUUGCUGCAGGAGAAGACCCUGGUGAGGGAGUCGGCCCACAGGCUGCUCGGCGACUUCGGCGGCAACUUCGGCCGGACUUCGAGGGACGCCCGGGCGCCAAGCUGCCGCCGUCGCUCGUCUUCCUCCGCAAGGCCAUGGAGCGCCGCAGCAUCCGGCUCUUCUUCCUCCCCCGCGACAUGACCAGGAGGGCGCAGAACCGCUCACGGCACGACAACAG